Messenger RNA from Ceraceosorus guamensis, 2930 nucleotides. RefSeq lists its product as hypothetical. The record is from RefSeq and is a predicted model, not a curated record. Lineage: Eukaryota; Fungi; Basidiomycota; Exobasidiomycetes; Ceraceosorales; Ceraceosoraceae. The transcript is spliced from 6 exons. The coding region runs from base 134 to 2449 and encodes 771 amino acids.
AAGCUCGGCAAGCCUUAUGGUCGCAAGUUGAUCUGUGAAGUACUUCCUCUUUUGGUUCGCCAACCCCACAAGGUGCGCUAAAUCAUUCAAGAGCGUCGGCGGUGAAUUGCUAAUCCCUGUAUACUGGCCGACUAUGAAGGGAGCUCUGCUCAGGAACCUCUGCGAUUCCUCGAACCGCGUUGAGGCAUGUCGAAUGGACUGUUACAGUGCAUUGAGCAUGGUCAUUCGAGGAGCCGGUCUGAGCGACGCCCAGGUAGCUCCGCAAAUAUGGAGACUGAACAUGCGAUGGGAGCCCGGGGUGGAAACACCAACUCACACGGCAACUCAGUAUCAACGGGGACAAAGUUCAUACCUCGCGCUUGAGAACGAUCUUUUCUUUCGGAUGAAGAGAAGCAGUGGGGAGCCGGACCUGUAUGGUCAUCAUUGGCCUCUGGUGCAAGGUCUCUCUUCAGCAGACGAAGAUGUCAUCCCUUUUGAGCGAAGCUCUUACUUCGGCGAUGUCGAAAGCUUACAGGUGUCCUCAGCAGGCGAAGACGUCUUUAUCACUGAGCGAAUCGCCUACGCUGGCGAUGUAGAAAACUUGACCCUGUCCUCAGCACGCGAGGUAAAGUCAGCUCGUAAGCUGGCGACACUCGUGCGGGGCGCAACGAAGAUCUGUAUCGACUGUCACUCAGGGCACCUUCGGAGUGACGACUGCGCAGGAUGGCUCGAGCAUCCUGAGACAUCUGUAGAAGAUCCACGUUGGCAGGCCCUUUAUGCAUUGCGAAGGUGUGCGACGGUUCCAGAUCGCAGAAUCGACAUCGGGCCAUAUGGAACUCCACCUCUUUCCGAGCUGCGUGCCGCUGCGAACGCGUCACCAAUCCAAUACUUGAACGUGCAGGAGAGAGCCGCCCGUCGCGACUACUUCGCACGGCGCAGUGAGGAUUACGCGACGUGCGAAGGUGUCGUGGAGGCCAAUCUGCCUCUCUUCGCAGCGGCGCCUUCGGUAAUACAAUCCAUCGGCGCUGCCAUAUGCGAUUUCUUUGAUCCGACGAGUCUGGAAGCUGAUGUCCUCGCGCAGCAUUCACUCGUUUGCAAUGGCUUUGAGGGACGACCAGUAACAAAGCUGCUCGACAACGGUUUGCCAGUAACACUUCAGCACUUUAAAUUAGUCAUGCUGCAGAGUGCAGCGGUCCCAGCAGUACUCUUCAAUCAAAUCAUCGAAGGCUGCCCCUUCAAGGUGGACUGGCACGCAUCGAUUAACGCUCCUGACACCGAGCUUCUCAACCGCGCAGAAGCGGCGACCGAUAUUUCUAACGACAUUCGCGACCAGAUUGCCGCUCUUGCCUUCAGCAGUCAGAAUGAGGAGACGCAGAUCGAUAUCGAGGUCAGCGGCACGUACCAGACCAUCAUCAUCAAGCGGGCAUGCACCGAGCCCUCCGGAAUUCAGCGACCGCACAUCAUCAAACCAUCGCCGACCUCUCUUCCCCAGCAAGACGCUGCUCAUGAGUCAAAAGAAAAUUACGAGCAGCUGUCUGACGGCUUCGAUUCUUUAGCCGAUCGGGAGUCACCGCUGUCAUCUUUCGAGGCAUCAGCCCAGAGCGUCGCGUCUGACCCAGCUACUUCAAGCAGCUUCAAUUCUAGCACAAGCGACACCAGUCAGUUCUACUUUGGUUGGUUCGAGAAUAAACCCAUUCGCAUUCCCAGAUCAAAGAGCACAGAGCUGCUCAAAGGCUUGGAACUGUGGAUAAGGCAUCUAGACGCGCUGCUCAAGCUGGAGAACCAUCGUGUAAAAAUACUUCUUUCCAUCGGCGCGCCAAAUGGAAGCACUGAUGAACCCCGUUGGAUCAGCCCCCGCAAGAGACCAGAACCCUUCAAGACCAAAGCCCAGAUAGUCCUGUUAAGAGGUGUCCAACGUAUCAAACGCUACAAAAAGGCGCUCGUUGCAGCCAAAAAGAUGCAAUCGCCCAGCAAGACACAAAUACUGGCCGAGCUUGCUGAUUUAUGGGCUGACCUGGAAGAGCAAGCUGCCGUCGAAGCAAAGCUACGCGACUUGCCUGAGAUGGUGAGCUCCAUCCUGAGUAGCAAGGAGCGACACACCCGCACAGGUCGCUGUCCCAAAACUCGCUACAGCAUGGGCUAUGUACUUCCACGGGACCUCUCAGACGAAGACGACGACCCAAAUUUUGACAAUCUUCUUUCAAGUGAGAGCGAGGCCACUUCCGACAGCUCGCUUGAGCUUCCGCCUCAGUGCAAAUCGCCCAAAGCGCGCCGUGGAUCCCGUGCGUCUCUGCCCAAGCGCAAGUAUGAGCAAUCGGAGUCCGAUGCAGAUGCGGAUGAGUCCUCAACGAAUAUCCAACUUCGACCGGAAAGCAGCGCCAAGAGCCGGGCAAAGCGUGCAUCGAAAAGGGCUAAAGUCAAAGGUGACCCUUACGAGAGCUCAUCCUUGUCAAGCCUCGGCGAAGACUAGAGGAGGCGCUUCUUGUAGUGUGCGCUCAAAUCGAGUAUGCACUCUCUUCUAGCCGUCCGCGCCUGGAAGAUCAGAGUCAUUUUCACGCGGGCUCUGCACUCUGCUAUUGAAUCCAAGGAGGUCGUGUGGUAACAAAACCCACGUACGUGUACUUCGCCGUCACCUCCCACCCACUUCUUCCACACAAUCGUACUCUGACAGGCACCUUUUCCUGGCAAGUCCCGUAGACAAAGACGAAGAUUUCUCACACGAAACGCCCCUUUCAGCUCGUUUCCAGACAAAGACAGAGAUUCUUCGCGAGACUCCCUGUUCCGCUCCUUUCCAGACCAGAGAAAGAUUCCUCCCGAGACUCCCUUUUGCGCUCGUCGCCGUCAAAGGACAAUCGUCGAGCACUGACUUGUAAGAUGACGUAGAUCGAGCGUCUUUAGAACAAUGACAAGCGCCGCGCAUCAGAGGCAGCAAUCAAUCCACUCGAAGCGGU